This is a messenger RNA of Pieris napi, 746 nucleotides long. It is a transcript of the gene Lamtor3, whose product is annotated as ragulator complex protein LAMTOR3 homolog. The record is from RefSeq and is a predicted model, not a curated record. Gene Ontology annotation, biological process: cellular response to amino acid stimulus; positive regulation of TOR signaling. NCBI's taxonomy places the organism in Eukaryota, Metazoa, Arthropoda, Insecta, Lepidoptera, Pieridae. The transcript is spliced from 3 exons. The coding region runs from base 139 to 525 and encodes 128 amino acids. Gene Ontology annotation, cellular component: Ragulator complex.
UGUCAAAUCAGUAUAUUCAAUAUCAAUUCAAGUUGCUAAUAUUGUUUUAUGUUUAUAUUUAAGUUUUUCAGUGUAGUGUGUUAUAGAGAAUUCAUAAAGAAAUACAUUUCAGGAUAAACGAUCAAAAGACCCAACAGUAUGGUUGAUGACCUAAGAAAAUAUUUAAAUCAUCUGAUUGAAAAGGUGAAUGGAUUGCACUGUAUCCUGAUAACUGACCGCGAAGGUGUGCCUGUUGUUAGAUCAGUUACAGAAAAAGCACCCCAAUUAGCCCUGAGACCAAAUUUUAUAUCAACUUUCGGAAUGGCUACUGACCAAGCAAGUAAACUUGGCUUAGGGAGAAAUAAAACUAUAAUAUCCAUGUAUUCUAGUUAUCAGGUAAUUCAAAUGAAUAAACUACCACUAGUAAUCACAUUCAUUGGAAGUGACAAUUGUAACACUGGACAUAUUUUAGCAUUGGAAAGCCAAAUAGAACCCUAUUUACAGGAUUUGGGGACUAUAGUUGCAGAAGCACAUAAAGAUAUGUAACAUUAAAAGUAAGAUGACAAUAGUAUUUAAAUAUGUAUCUUUUUCAAUCUGUGGCUUUUUUGUAUCAUAAUCUUAUUAGCAUCUUAAACAUAAGUUUUAUCAAACAGAAGUAUGCUAUAAUAAUAUUAGAAUAACUAAAAUAAUAAUUUUAUAUUUGUUAUCCUAAUACAUAAGUGUAAGAUUUUACUUAUUAAUUUUAUAUAAAACUUUGAAUAUAUAAA